CCCUUCCCCCUGAAAUUACAAAUGGCCGAAAAAUUAUACCUAUCGUCGUCAAAGAAAUGUUAUUUUUGCGACAAUCGUAACAUGUACUGCUGAAUUAUUACGUGUAACUUAGAAUAUUAUUACCAAAGCGAAAUAAUAUCUGAGUGACGUGAUGCUUAGAAUAAUGGUUAAUACAUAAGAGACAUUACCGUGAAAGAAUAUAUAGAUUGGUACUAACAUAACCUUAUUUUAGAUUUAAAAUGGAGCUUCCGCAGCCGCCACAAGAUCAAGACUUGCGAAACAUAAUUGACAAACUCGCACAGUUUGUCGCAAGAAAUGGACCUGAAUUCGAGAAAAUGACGAAGAACAAGCAAAAAAACAAUCCGAAAUUCAGCUUCCUGUACGGCGGAGACUACUUCAACUACUACCAGUACAAAGUGACAACGGAGCAAGCAAUUCUAAAGCAAUCGGCCGGUGGCCAGCCGGCUCCUGCUCCCGCCGGGGCUUAUAUGGCACAGAACAGGCAAUAUGUAAUGCCCCAACAGGCCGGAGCAACUCCCGCUCAGCUGGGCCUAGCGGCGUCGAUGGCGGUGGCGCCCGCGCUCCAGCAGUGGCUGGCGGCCAACUCGGCGCCGCCCGGCUCCUCGCAGCACGCCCACCAUGACCUCGACAACAUCACUGCACAGAUCAACAUGCUCAAAGAGCAAAUUACUCAGUCUGAGAAUAAUCUAAAUGCUCAACACACGGUGUUGAUCCAACAACAGCAAGCUAAGAUCAACGAGUUGGUGAGCAAGGCUCAAGUGGAGACUAUUCAGAUGAUGGCUGAAGACAACCAUAUCAGCCUCAGUGAACUUGACAGCAUUUUACAACCUAUCAUAGACACAUGCACCAAAGACAGCAUAUCGUCAGGCAAGGGCUGGAUUUUACAGCAUGCCACAUCACACGACGCCGGCAAAGUCAUAUCACAGCAUCUACUCAGAAAGGUGACACAGCCCGGAGCAGCAUUCACUCAGAAACUUCACAUCAUAUACCUUGUCAAUGAUGUUCUACAUCAUUGUGCACGCAAAAACGCUGAAGAUCUCAAGAAAAAUUUGGAAAAUGUGGUGGUUCCAAUGUUUUGCAAUACCAGUAUAGCCGUCACAGAGGAACAGGAGGCUAAGCUUAACAAGCUGCUGCGUCUCUGGGAAUCCAAGUCUAACUAUUUCGAAACUGCGGUCAUUGAGAAAAUGAAGAGUCCCACCAGCUCCUACCAGGAGUACCAGAACAACCUUAUUUCUCAGCAUUCAAAUGCUAUUGCACAUUUAACACAACAAACUAAGUCCACAUUCGAAAACUACCAAACUCAACACCAAGCUUUCGUUGCACAUUCAAUGCAACAGAUACAACAAUUGGAAAUGCAAAAGCACGCCAUAGAAUUACAGAACAGUCAUGAUCAAAAUAAAGAUACUAUGCAACCAAACAACAUGCAAAACAAUUUUCAAAACAACAGCUUUAAUGACCAAAACUUUCCUCCAAUGGGUGGCUAUGAACCCAACUUCAAUCAGAAUAAUCAAUAUGGCAGCGAAAAUGGCGACAACUAUACGUCUAAUAACAGUUUGAGUGGUAACGAAAACAGUUACGACAGUCAGACCUUUGAUCAGAUAACAAGCCAGAAGAAGAAGGAGGUUGUUGAGGAACCUGACUUAUCAAAUCUUCCGAAUGUGAACUUUUCCCAACCGCCUCCUGGCUUCAUACCGAACGAACCUCCAGCACUGUUAGCAUUCCAGAAUGGUCUUCCAGAUCUUAGUAAACCCCCACCUGGAUUCCCACCGUUCAAUGAAGUCAUUAAUGAAGAAUUAAUGCCCUCUGUUCCCUAUUUCGAACUACCUGCUGGUUUGAUGGUCCCACUCAUAAUGUUGGAAGAUGACAUAUACAGACCGUUAGAUCCAGCGAAAAUUCGCCUACCUCCUCCUGCCCCGCCAAAUGAAAGGUUGUUGGCUGCCGUCGACGCCUUCUACGCGUCACCAAAUCAUGAACGACCCAGAGACAAUGAGGGCUGGGAAAAAUUGGGGCUAUAUGAGUACUACAAAGCUAAAAACGCUGCUAGAAAAUUGAAAGAAGAAGCGAUAGCGCAGGGCUUUCGGGAGAAGUCCAAGUCUCCUAGUCCAAUACCAAAAGACUUGCAGAAACAACCAACACCGCCCGGGAGAAGAUACAGAUCAAAGAGUAAAACACCAGAGAAGCCCUCACCGGCAAAAUCAAGGUCAAGGUCGCCGUCUCCAAGAAGAAAAUCUACGUCAUCAUCAUCCACAUCAUGGAGAAGAGAACGGGAAAGGGAGGGCCGCGAGAGUCGUCGGCGAUCUCGAUCUAAGUCAAGGUCACGUUCACGGAGCAGAUCGAAGGAACGGGACAGGCACAGGGACUCACCGAGGUCGCGGCGCGUUGAACGAUCGAGAUCCCCGACUCCACCUAGUUUUCUUGGCGGAGCAUACCCGAGCACGUCUACUUCAGGACUUGACGCGAGUAACAAGGGCCACCAGCUCUUACAGAAGAUGGGAUGGAGCGCCGGCGGUUUGGGAGCCUCCGGUCAGGGCAUUGCCGAGCCGAUCAGCGGCGGCAUUGUUCGGGACAGACAAGAUCAGUAUAAAGGUGUAGGUGUAAACCUAAACGACCCCUAUGAAAACUUCAGAAAGAACAAAGGCGCAGCAUUUAUUACGAGGAUGAAGGAGAGAGCGUUAGAGCGAUCAUCGUGAUCGCUAGAUGGACUCAUGAAUAGGUGUAAAUGUGUAUGUAUGUUGCGUGGUUGGGAUAUGAUUUAUUUUAUCUAAAUCAUCUUAAAUAAAGAUAUAUAAAUUUU
This is a messenger RNA of Trichoplusia ni (cabbage looper), 2815 nucleotides long. Its product is annotated as calcium homeostasis endoplasmic reticulum protein-like. Gene Ontology annotation, biological process: RNA processing; intracellular calcium ion homeostasis. NCBI's taxonomy places the organism in Eukaryota, Metazoa, Arthropoda, Insecta, Lepidoptera, Noctuidae. The transcript has 14 exons. The coding region runs from base 240 to 2711 and encodes 823 amino acids. Gene Ontology annotation, molecular function: RNA binding. Gene Ontology annotation, cellular component: perinuclear region of cytoplasm. The record is from RefSeq and is a predicted model, not a curated record.